UCCAAUAUCUGCAGUUUGCUUUUUCAUUAAUUCAAAGAGAAAGAAAGGAAAAAGAAUGGAGCAGAAGCUAAAAGCAUUAAGCCAUCUAUACGUCACCGUUUUCAUGUGGGGCUUUGCGAGCUGCAUAGUGAUUCCUGCAAUUACAGAUGUCACCAUGUUCGCCCUCUGUCCCGGCACCGACGAGUGCUCACUGGCCAUUUACCUCUCCGGUAUCCAGCAAGCCGUUAUAGGAGUAGGGACGACCCUGAUGAUGCCACUUAUUGGGAAUCUAUCGGAUCAGUAUGGCAGGAAAUCUCUCCUCACUUUACCUAUGGCUUUGUCCAUUAUCCCCUCAGCUGUAUUGGCAUACAGCCGAACAACCAACUAUUUUUAUGCGUAUUACGCCCUCAGGACGCUCACUGCCAUGAUCUGUGAAGGCAGCGUUAACUGCCUUGCUCUUGCUUAUUUGGCAGAUAACAUAUCAGAUAGCCAAAGGGCAUCUGCGUUUGGAAUUCUCUCAGGUAUAACCUCUGGUGCAUUUGUAUGUUCAACCUUAGCAGCUCGUUUCCUCUCCGCUGGUUCCACAUUUCAGGUUGCUACGUUUGUAUCGAUGCUCGCGGUAGUCUACAUGAGAACUUUCCUCGAGGAAAGUAUACCCGUUCGAGAUGAAAGUAUGACACAACCAAUCUUGAAAGAAAGUGAAGAUGCCAUUCAAAAGGAUGGCAAUGUUGUACCUAGGAAGAUGCCUGUGUUCAAGAGAAUUCCAUCCCUUGGUGACAUUAUUAGCUUGCUGAGGAGCAGUCCAUCAUUUACACAAGCAGCAGUUGUUGCUUUCUUCUAUAAUCUUGCAGAGGGUGGGGUACUAUCUUCAUCAAUGUACUAUUUGAAGGCUCGUUUCCACUUUAACAAGAACCAGUUUGCUGAUUUGAUGCUAAUUGCUGGAAUUAUAGCUACCGCUUCGCAGUUGUUUAUCAUGCCCUUAUUGGUAUCUCCCAUUGGCGAUGGAAAGCUGCUUUCAAUAGGACUCUUAAUUUCAUGUAUACACGCCAUUAUUUACAGCUUGGCCUGGUCACCUUGGGUUCCCUAUGCAACUACUGCAUUAUCUGCUGUGAUGGUCUUUGCACCACCAUCUUUACGCAGCAUUGUUUCGAAACAAGUUGGCUCCACAGAGCAGGGGAAGGCUCAAGGAUGCAUAUCCGGAGUGAGUUCCUUGGCCAACAUCAUUGCACCAUUGAUUUUCAGUCCUCUCACAGCAUCAUUCCUAUCUGAAGAUGCACCAUUUCAUUUCCCUGGGUUUAGUAUCUUGUGCAUUGCCUUCAUAUUGGCAAUUGCCUUCAUUCUGAGUUUGACAAUAGGGAAUGCUCCUUCAAAUUCAAGUGACAAAAGCAGCAGCAAUUGCAUGGAGGUUUAGACAGGAUAGUGAAAUGAUGCAUGUAUAGUAAUUAUAGAAGGUGAAAGUCUCUUUCAUUAUCAAUGGUGGAUUUCAUGAAAGGUGACUUUCUUUUAUGUGAGACAAAACAAAAUCUAUAUAAAGAUAUUGUUUACUUAU
Molecule: messenger RNA, 1528 nt
Organism: Hibiscus syriacus
Lineage: Eukaryota; Viridiplantae; Streptophyta; Magnoliopsida; Malvales; Malvaceae
Product: hippocampus abundant transcript 1 protein-like
Exons: 14
Coding region: 56-1390 (444 amino acids)
Biological process (GO): transmembrane transport
Molecular function (GO): transmembrane transporter activity
Source: RefSeq, a predicted model, not a curated record